AUGUCGUACUACGCUAAUCACAAUUCUCAAGGCGGUUUCUACCAGCCAUCACAGCAGUUUCAGUUCCCACAGGGCGCGAUGUCGUUCGACCCGAGUGGGUCUGGCGGUUUGUCGAACAGCAGCCCCGCAAACUUUACAAACGAGCAGCUCCCCAACGGGAUCAUCAAUGCGCUCUCUACGCGCGGCUACUCCUUUGAGCCGCCGUUGUUGGAGGAGCUAGGGAUAAAUUUCGGCCACAUUCUUACAAAGACCAAGUUCGUACUCACACCUACCACGUCCGUCAACUUACCUCUGGAGAUCUUCAACGACACAGACCUUUCGGGCCCGCUCCUGUUCUGCCUGGUCUUUGGCACCAUGCUGCUCACCGCGGGCAAAGUGCACUUCGGCUACAUAUACGGCGUUGCGCUGUUCGGCUCGCUUUCGCUGUACCAGCUUCUGCGCCUGAUGAGUCAGCCUGUGAGCCCGGCCAGCCAAACCGCGAGCCCCAGUGCGACACCGGUUCCGCACGCCUCCAAUGCCGUUUCGUUCCUCAAGACCGCCUCCAUCCUGGGCUACUCGUUUCUGCCCCUAUGUUUUCUGGCCACUGUCGGCGUGUUCUGCUCCCUCAACAACUGGUUUGGCUACAUUCUAGGGCUGAUUUCGGUCGUAUGGUGCACCUGGUCGUCCUCCGGGUUUUUCAUAUACUACCUUCAGCUACACAACGUCCGCGUGCUCAUCGCGUACCCUCUGCUGAUCUUCUAUAGCGUCUUCGCGCUGAUGGCCAUCUUCGUAUAG
Eremothecium gossypii ATCC 10895 is the source of this 774-nucleotide messenger RNA. RefSeq names its product transporter YIP1 (gene YIP1). NCBI's taxonomy places the organism in Eukaryota, Fungi, Ascomycota, Saccharomycetes, Saccharomycetales, Saccharomycetaceae. Gene Ontology annotation, cellular component: trans-Golgi network; membrane. The transcript has a single exon. Gene Ontology annotation, biological process: vesicle fusion with Golgi apparatus; endoplasmic reticulum to Golgi vesicle-mediated transport. The record is from RefSeq and is marked provisional. The coding region runs from base 1 to 774 and encodes 257 amino acids.